AAUAAACAGUUAAUGUGCAGUCGGGAUCAUAUUGUAGCCGUUUUUGUCAUUUUGAAUCAGAUCAAGUAAUCGAUGUGGAAUGCUAUGCUAGAAUAGUACUUGCUGAAGUGAUAAAGUUGUGUAUACAUGGAACAAAAUAGGUUAAAGAUGAGAGCCUGAGAUAGAACGAUUUAGAAAGAUGUCGUACAGAACUAGAUCACCAUACUCCAACCGAACUGCAUAUGGCGUGAGAUUCAAUGGAUUUACGGUCCCUUUCAACAGCCCUACAUACCUGCCCUCAAAUAGGAUGGGGUCGAGGAGGGUCGUCAGGUCACCAGGCGAGUGCUUGGAUUGGAUAAAACAAAAACAGGCUGCAAUAGAGGAGGAACCGUUGGGAGAGAACUUCGCCAGUGUUCAGGAUGCCAGAGAAGGCGCUCGAAAAGACAAGGUCGAGAUUGAUGAGUUCAAAGCACAAAUGGAGAAGUUUAAACAACCAAAGGUGUUGCUCUCAACAAAAAGUUGGAAUGAAAACCGUCGUGGCAGUAUGUUCAUGUACCAGUUGGUUAAGUGGGAAUCUAAGUAUUCGGCAGAAGAGAUCCAAGCGAUGACUUCGGGCUACAAUACACUUACGGACCUGUCUACUGCAAAACAAAAAUGUUUGGAGUCACUGAUGUUUGUCUCCGAGCUCGAGGAAUAUUAUUCGAACUUAGCCGUAGAAAUCGAUACUAGAGCCCUUCAGCUUAGUGAAGAGGCCACAACAUCAGACUCCUUAAAGCAUGUAGGUAGCGGAAGUGACGUUGUAACCAACACCUACCAGAAAUGUAUCUACGCUGUGAGGAACACAUGGCGGUGGUUAGGCCAAGUGAACCACUGUUUAGAGAUACAUAUGAAAAACGCUGCACAAUACCAUCAGUUUUUCCACGAAGUUAACCACUGUGAACAAGGUUUGAAUGAUCUGAUAGGAUGGUUGAACAGAUACAACAACAGCCAGAGAAGCAAAGAUCCUAUGGAAGAAAUGAAAGACAUAAAGGACGCUACCAAGACACUGCUAGACUUCCAGGCAGCUGUAGAGGCCCUUGUAACCAGAAGUGGUGAUGUAGUUCCUCUCAAACAACGCAAGGACCCUGAUGGACUGCCAAGACCGGUCACUGCUCUAGUCCCUUAUUCACAAGAUGGGGUUGAUAUCACGGAACAAGAAGAGUACAUUUUGGUUAACAAUUCUGACCCCACAAAAUGGCGGAUACGUGUGAAAGAUGUUGAGGUCACUCUACCUGCCAUAAUAUUUGUAAUUGGGGCUCCUGAUAGAGAGGCGGUCGAUAGAGCAAGGAGAUUGAGGAUGAGACUACUAGCGUGUUGGAAAUCAUGUUUGUCGAUUGUACGUCAUCAGCUCACUAUUUUCAUGAACGAUGUUCUGCAAGAUGACACCAACGAUGACGUAGCUGAACUAAGACGUGACCAAAGGAAAGAGGUGUUACAAUUUCUCCAUGAUACUCUUGACAAACUAUGCCCUCCAGAUCCCAGAGAUGCUCCUUAUAUCGCUUUGGAAGAUACGUGUUCUCAACUAACAGACACCAUACAGCAAUCCCGUGGAGAACCAAGAUACACCAACGGGUCAGACAAUGGCAAAUGGAAGACUUAUAGCAAACUGCUUAAUACAUAUGAGGAUCUUCAAACUUAUGUUACAACAUAUGAAGAACUUUUAGCUUCUACCAAAGAGGAACAUUACUAUCUCAUCAGAAGUAUGCUCAACGAAAUCAAGUUUGUCACCAAUGCUUAUGUGGAAAGGAUGAAACCUGUAGAAAUUGACCAUACUGUCCCAAUUGAACUACAAGACAGGCUACGUGUACCUAAAUAUAUGGCUCUAAAUGAACGAAAGGCCACUCCAUUCCCUGAAUCCUCCACUAAACGGCGUGACAUAACUGUAUUGACAAAUGGUGACAACGUUGAGGAGGAGGAAACAACAUUGCUUAAGUCAACUAUAAAAGAGACAAAAACGUUUGUUAUCGUAGGAGUGAUAGAUCCUAGAAAUGACGAACAGGUCAGCAUAUAUGAGGCAAUAGCUGACAAGAUUAUUGACCAAGUUGAUGGCGUCUAUAGGAAUCCUGAAACUGGCUCCACUAUGCCUAUCCCUGAGGCUAUGAACAAAGGACUUAUAGCAGUCGAAUUCACAGACAAAACUGUAGAAGAGGAAACGACAGAGACGGAUGUUGUAACCAAAGCAACAUCUUUAGAGACAACCACAUAUUCAGUAACAGGUGUCAUUGAUCCAUUAAACAAGAAAACAAUAUCGGUGGCCGAAGCCAUAGACAGAGGAAUUCUUGAUCAACAUGCUGGCAUGUAUGUCGAUGUUUACAACAACACAAGCAUAUCGGUAGCUGAAGCUAUUGAGAAGGGAUUUGUACUAGUCACUGAGGAAUUUGUUGAGCCGAGAAAGUUAGUCAAUGGAGUAAAUUGUGAGGUACAUGGUGACAUAAGUGAUGAUGAUGAUAACACAGGUUCAGCACAAGCCCAAUAUGUGAGCAAAAGUUUUGUUAUCCUAGGAGUGAUAGAUCCUAUAUCUAACUGUGAGAUUUCAUACGACGAAGCAAUCAAGCGAGGUAUUUUGGACAUUGAAAAUGGGUUAUACAUUGACCCUAAAACAGGAGAGAGAAUUUCGAUUGCUGAUGCCAUUAGAAAAGGAUACCUUAAGGCGAGACUUGCUGAUCCCACAACUGACGUUGGCAAUAGAUGUUUGGUUACAACUAGGGUACUAGAAGUUAUUAGGCAGAAGUCAGAGGAUAAUGAAUCAAACAAGAGCAGUAUAGAUGACGUGGAUAUGACUGUCCUUACAACAAAUGAAGCAGCUUACAAUAACCUUAAGAAUCUGAUUGAUGUUAAUAUAAGGGGUAUCAAAGACCCUGCUACAGGAUAUGAUCUCACUGUGGAUGAAGCUUACAAUGGUUCAAUUGUGCAUAUGGACAAACUGGAAUAUAACGAUCAAAAUGGAGACUCUGUGAAUAUACAAGAAGCAGCAGCAUUAGGGUGUGUCCAAAUAAACACUGCAAAGGAUAUUCUGGUUGGAUAUGAAGUUAACAGCCUAGAUAACUGCUUUAAGGCAGGCAAUAUUGAUAUUACCACUGGUAGAUACACCGAUUCAAACUCUGGUAAUAAUAUCACAAUUGCAGAGGCUAUUGCAGCUGGCAGUUUAGACCCAAAUGGAGUGUGUUAUUCGGACAAGGAUAAUAAUAUCAUGAGCUUAGCUUAUGCCAUAGAGAAUAAUCUAUUUGAUCCCGAUAUUGGAGCUGUUGUUGAUGCAGAAUCCGGUACAGCGAUGAGUCUCCAACAGGCAGUAUCCACAGGUGCCAUUAAUCCUACUAUUAAUCCAGUGGAAAUCUGUAAACAGGCAGCUUCUCUGAAGUUCCUAAACUCUUUCUUGGACCCCUCUCUUAUCAAGGGGAUAAAAGACCCAACUACCUCUAAAGAUAUUACUAUUAAAGCUGCAGUACUUAAAGGUGUAUUAGACAUUCCAAAUGCCCUUUAUAACGAUAUGAAAAGUGACAACAUGCAAAAUAUUCAUGAUGCUGUUGAAUCAGGAGCUAUAACUCCAGAGACGGCUAAACAACUUCUUGGUGCAAUGAAGCAAAUGUCCCUUGGUGAAAGCAUCGUCCCAUCUAUGAUUAAUUACGAUACAGGCAAAUUCACCCACCCUGAUACCAAACAGAGAAUCACCAUAGACAAUGCUAUCGACCAAGGUUUUCUGGAUCCUAGUCAUAUUUAUUGUGUUGAUCCCACCUCUGAACAAAUUACCAAUCUUGGUAAUCUAAUUGAUGAAGGCCGUGUAGAGGCCAAAUCUGGUAGAUGUAUCGACCCAAACACAAAUGUAGGACUGAGUCUGAGAAAUGCGAUCAAAAGAGGCAUAAUCAACCCUGAUAUUAACCCUGAAUAUAUCCUUCACCAAUCUGCCCCACUAAAAGACUUUUUAAGGGCAGGAAAACUUAAUGCUGCUGAUGCAUUGUUAAUCGCACCAAAUGGCGACUCCAUUUCUUUACGUGAUGCUAUGGCAAAUGGAUAUAUUACCAAUGGAACACUCAUCCGCAUUGAUCCUAGCACUGGGAAUGUCAUACUAGCUGACAGUGCCGAUGGCAUUGUGGCAGCAAUGAUGGACAUAAACAAUGAGUUAACAUGGCUAAAUGACAUAGAGAAACAAUUGCUCAAACAACAUAGACCCAAAGAAGACAUCAGCGACAUAGGAAAUGCAUUAGAUCAAGCUGAGAAUCUCGAAAUGGAGAUUGAGGGUCACAAAGACCCUAUUGAUAACAUUCUCCAAACAGCUGAUGUUGUGAUGGAGAACAACAAGAAUGCCAGGAAGGAACAGUUAUCCAAGCAACAGCUCCAACAAUUGAAGGUCAAUGCUGCUGACCUGAGUAUGCUUUAUGAAGAGGUUAGCUCUCAGGCAUCGGGAAGGGUUCCUAAAUUGACAGCUAUGAAUGAUAAGAUGGGUACAUUCUAUAACCAACUAGAUAGUCUAGAAGAGUGGCUUGACAAUGCUGAAGCAGAAAUAGACACCAUCCAACAUAGCCUUGGAGACAUUGAUAGGUGUGAACAACAGUGUCAGCAGACAGAGCAUUUUCUGAAAGAGGCAGUAGCAGUAGACAGUACCCUCCAGGAGUUGGUAAACACUGGGAUGCAAUACCAACAGGAGGCUAAGGGUUAUGAAGAAACUCUGAAACAAUACAAGCGAGCAAAGAACCAGGGGGUAUACCAACCUUCCCAACAGCAGCAGCCGAUCAUUGAAAAAGAUGUCGCCACUGCUAAAGCAAGGUACACCAAUAUCAUGGAGAAGUGUAAAGAUCUGAUUGAUGACCUAGCUGGUACAAUUCAUAAGAAUAAAGAAUUCAAAGACCUACAGGCACAAUUAGGAGACACACUCUCGUGUCUUGGUGAACAGUUGUACACAUGCGUCGACGGAAACCAAAAUGGUGAUGUAGAUCAACAAUUAUCACGUGUCAAUGACAUAGCAUCGAACCUUGCCUCAAAUGGUAAACUUGUUGAAGAUCUUAUUAAAUCUGGAAACGACUUAGUAAGAACAUUAAAGAGGGGUAAUAAUAGGAAUAAUUAUGAUAUUGAGAACAUUUUGCAAGCAAUUGAGAAUCAACACAAGGAGUUAACAUCUUUAGCCACACUGAAACAAAAUGAACUAAAUACCAAACUCAUGGAAAAUCAGGAUGCUAGUAAUGCAUUGGAUGAUCUUCUUGAAUGGAUAGGGGAAUCUGAAGAUGUGUUUGAUAAUUUGGCACCUGUAAGUCUGGACACUGAUGAAUUGAAUCAACAGAUCAUGGCUCAUAGAGUAAUAACAACAGACAUUGCUAAUCAUAAACCAGCUAUAGAAGCUCUGGCAACCCAGGCUAGAGUCAUCAAUGCACCUGAAGGUAGAAUUGAUGAUUUAGAGUCAAGGUAUAUUGAUCUUGAAUCAAGGGCGUCUGCACGUGGGCAAGAAUUAGAAGCUGUUGAGGACAGAAUAUCGGAAUUCCAACAGGCUGUCAACCAAUUGAAUUCGUGGAUUGGCAAUUCUGUUGAAAGUCUUCACAAGCAAGAAAACAUGCGCAAUGCCCAGGUAGCAUCUAAGAACAUCAAUGACCUAUAUGCUAACAAGAAUGCGAAACAAGAUCAGCUAAACAAUAUCAAGGUUAUGGCAAAGGAUCUGAUAAACGAUCCCAAUACUGGGAAUAAAUCCAAACUACGGGAAACAUUGACUGACGUACAAAGCAGAUGGAAUCAACUUGGUGAAGCUCUUGCACAGAUGCUUUCUAUGGAGGCAAUAGGAAACGUUGACGAAUUGCUGAGGUACCUUGAUCAGGCUGAGAGAGACAUUAACACAGCAGAACCAAUAAGUGCUGAUCCUGAGACUAUUGCUAUGCAAUUGAGAGACCACAAGAUAAUAAACGAUGAGUUAGUGGACAAGAAGAUUUCUGUGAAACAAAUGAUUGAUAAGGCGAAUAAGAUGCUUCGUCAAACAACAAGUCCAGAAGCUGCAACAAUAAAGAACAAACUGGAUGCAAUCAGAAACCAGACUGACCUUGUCUGUAGACUUGGUUCUGAUAGGAUGGCUCAGUUAGAAGAAGCUCUCCCAUUGGCUAGUCAUUUUAGCGAGACACUAUCUGAUUUGACGUCAUGGGCAGGUGAAAUUGAGGCUGAAAUUAAUUCACUUGGGCGAAUGGGUCAAUCACCAGAACAGAUAAAGAAACAGCAAGAUGUUGCAAAGGCGACGCAGAGAAUAAUAGAGGAUCAUAAACCACUAGUCGAAGACCUCGCUAAUAGCGGCAGAGAACUUAGGAAACUGUGUAAUGAGAAUGAUGGUAUUCAAAUACAAGAUGAUGUCACACAUAUGUGCACUAGAUAUGACGAUGUCAAGGCUGCUAUUAGGGAGAAGACUAAUGCACUUGACGAUGCAUAUAGGCAGGCUGCCUCUGAAGUGUCUGAGGCAGUAGAUGGACUUCUAGAUGAGCUAAGGCACAUCGAGGACCAGUAUGAAUCAUCAGACCCAGUUGAUUCUCAACCUAAUAAACUGCAUCAACAGAUCAAUGAUACUCAGAAUCUUUUGGAGGACCUAGACCGAAGGAGAGGUGCCAUCCGUGAGACAAAAGAAGGUGCAGCUCAGCUUAUAAACAAUCUCCAAGACUCCAAUGAGAAAGAAGAUGUUGAAGAUCUCAAAGUGAAGAUUAGUGAAUUGGAAAAGUUGGACGGAACACUGAGUAAAGCUUGUGCCGAGAGAGCUAGGGCGCUAGGAGAUGCAUUGAAAGUUGCUGAGAGAUUCAGUGACCAAUACCAAAAUGCCAUAUCUGCUAUUAAGGAUGGACAAGAUAACCUGGCAUCCCAAGAUUCUCCUGGUGUAGAUGCAGUCACUGUUAAACAACAACAAAAGGAAUUACAGUCCAUCAAGGAUGAACUACAGAAAACUCGGCUUCCUGUUGAAGAUUGCAAGAGAACGUGUGAUCAGCUUAAAAACAUGUGUGGUGCUGGGGCACAGAUGGACCUUCAGAAACAAAUGGAAGAUAUGAUAACCCUUGUUGAUGAUGUCAAUGAAACAGUGAGAGACAGAGAGGAGGAACUUGUAUCUGCAUUAGAUAAUGCUUGUGGAUUCGACAACACUUUACAGUCUAUCUAUGGGUGGCUAACGAAGGCCGAAGACAAGUUUACGACCAUGAGGCCAGUGGCUACUGAUAGCCGAGCUGCGAGAAUACAAAUAGAAGAGCUGAAGGUGGUGAAGGUGUUACUCCUUCCUAAGAGCAGUGAGAUACAGCGACUGAAUCACACAUUAGCUGAUAUAAAGUCCACGUCCCCAGUAACUGCCGAAGCUCUUAGUGAACCGUGUAGGGAUGUCACUGAAAGAUUUGACAAACUUAUCCGAGAAAUAUCUGACAGAGAGAGAUUGCUGAAUGACAAUAUGGUACGCCUUGGCGAGACUGAACACGCCUUAGAUGACAUCAUAGGGUACCUCCAAGAAAUGGAACAGGAAGUGAUCAACCUGGAUGACGUAUAUGGGGACCCAAGAUCUGUGGAAGAGCACCUUAGAAAACUCCAGAUGUUACAAAAGGAUAUACAGAACCAGAGUCCUACCAUAGACUCCAUAAAUACAGCCAUCAAUGAGAUGAUGUCACGCUGUAGAGAAGGAGCAUCACCAAUGAAAGCAAAACAGAAUGAAAUGAAUGGCCUCUGGCACUCAGUCAAUGUAUUUGCUAAGGACAAAGAGAAUAUGAUUCUUGAUACGCUCAAAGAGGCGAAAGCAUUUAUGGGCGAUGUUGAAGAUCUGAUACAGUGGCAGGCAGACUACAGAGCUGAUAUCAAGUCGAGUGCCCCUCUAGGUGCCCUGCCUGACACUGCACAAAAGCAAUAUGGAAAAUUCAUGGAUACCUUCAAACUCAUGGAAGAUAAAGAUGACGAAGUUAAGAUGCUGCUGCUAAACGGUGAAGAUAUGUUGGCUCGAUGUAGAGAGAGAGACACGAGCCAACUGAGGGACAGUCUAAGCAAGCUGAAGCGCAAAUGGCAUAACACCAAAACAAAGGCCAAGGCAAAGAAGAAGAAAAUGGAGGAACAUUUGCAAAAUGUGAACGAAUUUCACGCUGUAUUGCAUGUUCAUACAGAUUGGUUGAAUCAGGCGGAGAAGAUUCUCGCCAAAUUUAAGCACCCGAGUAAACUUGUAGAGCGGGUCACUCAACAAAUACAUGAGCAUAGGUCUUUUAAAGAGGAUAUUGAAGCUCACAAGCAGGUUAUGCAGAAUCUUGAUCUCACGGGAACAUAUCUGAAAUACUUCGGACGGAAACAAGAUACAGUGUAUAUCAAGAAUCUCCUAAUAAGCAUUAAGUUAAGAUGGAAGAAACUCGUGCGUAGGGCUGACGAAAGGGGGCGCUUGUUGAGUCAAGCAUACAGAGAAGACAAGCGGUUUUAUGAUGCAUGGAAGGGACUCUUAUGUUGGUUAGAUGAAAGUGAAAUCAAAUUGGCGAAAUUCAACAAUUGCCAAUCUUCUCAACUUGUCAAACAGGACAUGGAGGAAUUGAAGCAUUUCCAGCAUGAGAUGACAUCCAAGCAUCCUCAGUUUUAUUCGACUAUGCGGGCAGGGCGGAACCUCAAGGAUAGGUGUACAAAGACAGAUCCCGAGAGGGAUGUCUUGCAAAAUAUGCUUGACGAACUAAAAAACAACUGGACAGUUGUCCGAUCUUUAGUUUCGCAAAGACAAAACAAACUAGACGAGGCACUGUUAUCGUCAGGUAGAUAUGGCGAUGCCAUUCAGUCACUCAACGAGUGGCUUUCUAGAGCAGCAGAGAAUCUAGGGGAACAUCAGCCUGUCCUCGGUGACAUUGACACAGUUAACAUACUUGCUGAACAGAAUAAGUCAUUCCAACAAGAGCUAGAGGCACGUGAGAGCACCCUAGCUACCAUUAAAUCAUCGCCACAUCUAGACCCAAGUCUACUGUCUCAACUAGAUGACCUGACACAUCUGUGGGACAAAGUUAGGCACCUCACUGGGACACGUGAAGGACGGCUAGAUGAUGCGCUUAAUCUGGCAGAGGAAUUCAAUGAUGUUGUCCAGGUUAUGAGGGACUGGCUACCUCAAGCAGAAUCAGAACUGAAGUUUAGAGCCCUACCAGAAGACGAAGAUGCUAUUAUAGAACUCAUUGAAAACCAUGAGCAUUUCCAGGAGCAACUUGAAAGUUAUAGGCCUACCGUUGAUAGAAUCAAAUCUCUUGGGAAUGAUAUCCUAGAGAACUGUCAUCCAAACGCUAUCCGAUUUAUCAAAUACUACCUCACAAUCACACAGACCAGAUGGGAGCAAGCCAUUACCAGAUCACAGGCCCGCUCACAGAGGCUACAAGAAGCACUUAGAAAUAUCCGAGGAAAUGCAGCUCUACUGGAGGACCUCCUCACAUGGUUGUCUGAGGCACAGACACUACUCAAUGCAAAGGAGAAAGACCCUAUCCCUGAAGAUCUGACCAUAGUUGAACAACUUAUGAAAGAACAUUUGGAAUUCCAUGAAGAUCUUGCCACUAAGAGUCAUGACGUUGACAAGGUUACUAAGGCACCUGCGAGGGAAUCUAAGAAAACAAAACAGUAUGGCAGCAACUGGAAAUUGAAUGAGACAGAAGGACUGAGUCCAAGAGUUGUAGCACUGCAGACAAAAUGGCGAACUAUAUGGAGAAUGUCUGUUGACAGAAAGAAAACGUUACAGGACUUACUGGACCAUCUUCUUGAGUUGGAGAGUUUCAAAAAUUUCGACUUCGAUCUUUGGCGCCAAAGAUACAUGAACUGGAUUAAAGCAAAGAAGUUGAGGAUAACUGAUUUCUUUAGGCGACAAGAUAAAGAGGGCCAUGGUACUCUAAACAGAUAUGACUUUGUGGAGGGGAUGCUUACUUCACGUUUCCCCACCAACAGGACUGAGCUUAAUGCAGUAUUUGAUAUAUUCGACCAAGACAACAGCGGAGAGAUUGACUACAGGGAAUUCGUUGAUGCACUUAAACCAGAACGUUUCAGAGCAAAGAUGAAAAAUGUUAAGAGGCAAAUGACUGACAGCGAGUUGAUACACGAUGAAAUAGAGAGACAGAUAUCACACUGCACGUGCAGACACCAGUUCAAGUGUGCAAAAAUAGGAGAGGGGAAAUAUAAGUUUGGUGAAAACCAAAAGUUGAGACUUGUUAGAUUCCUGAAUAGUACCGUGAUGAUCAGAGUUGGCGGAGGUUGGGUGACGUUAGAAACAUUUGUGGAGCAAAACGACCCCUGUAAAGCAAAAAUAAAAAUUCACGAAUUCCGUGAGCAAAUGCUCUCUCCUGAAAGCAGUUUUCAUUCCACUAGUGGCACUGGUAGAUUAUCACUGUCUGUGCCUCGAAGAAAAAGUACCACUGCUACACCAAGAAAGCAAUCAGAUGCUGGUUAUGCGAGUGGUGGCAGCAGGAGUCUUCUUGAUAGCAGACGAUCUUUGGGCAGUGCAGCCUCGUCUUGGUCUCAUCUUUCCCAUAAUGCCCCGGGGCUCAGUCAGUACAGGGGCAAUACACCUGACUUUGGUGGCGCGUCUCCGCGAAGCCUGGCGUUAAGCAGGCGUGACCUUGGCAGAGCAGCCUCGUCUUGGUCUAACCUAGCAAUAAGGUCAACUCUUAGUCCAAUGAGUCCCGUCAGGUCACGGGAGGUAUCUUCUCAGGGUUCAUCUGGAAGUAUAACCAAAAGACGUCCAAGUCAGUCCAGCAGUGGGUCUAGUGAAUCUCCACUUAGAUCCACAGCAAUAUCACCAUCCCCACUUUCAACCAACAGAAGGCCAUCAUCCAGAGGCCCCAUUACGAGUACUCCAAAAACAAAUGGCACAAAUGGACUUUCACGAUCUAAAUCCGGGACUCGUGUUGCGUCAUCAUCUCGUUCAACGUCAUCAUCUCGAGCAAAAUCUCCGCACAGACCUCAGACUCCAAAACAGAAGUUGGGAAGAGACACUAUCGCAUAUUAAACUCUCAUCUUGUGUUUUUACAUCCCUUGAUCAAUAAAUUAUUGAUGGAUUUACUCCAGUAAUAUGUACUCUUAUAUAAUGUAUAUUUUUACUUAGAACACAUACGUAUGAACAAAAAUGUAAAGCUAUGCAUCUGUAAAUAAAGAUAUUUUAAUAUUCCAGCACAUUAAUUUAUAUUACAUGUAACUGUGUAUUUAUAUGUACAUUUGUAUCAUAUAUAAGAUAAAUAUAUGUCCACUAUUAUAUUAUAUUACAUUGUAUUAUACUUUAUGAUA
Molecule: messenger RNA, 11217 nt
Organism: Owenia fusiformis
Lineage: Eukaryota; Metazoa; Annelida; Polychaeta; Sabellida; Oweniidae
Source: the annotation of a GenBank genome assembly